Messenger RNA from Telopea speciosissima, 441 nucleotides. RefSeq lists its product as uncharacterized. NCBI's taxonomy places the organism in Eukaryota, Viridiplantae, Streptophyta, Magnoliopsida, Proteales, Proteaceae. Gene Ontology annotation, biological process: DNA integration. Gene Ontology annotation, molecular function: nucleic acid binding. The record is from RefSeq and is a predicted model, not a curated record. The transcript has a single exon. The coding region runs from base 1 to 441 and encodes 146 amino acids.
AUGCCAAUGAAGUCGGUUAGCCAGGCCAAUGUGAUUAAGUUUGUGAAGCAUGAAUUAAUACUUCGUUUCGGUCUGCCUGAGACUCUUACCUGUGACAAUGGGUCAGUUUUCUCCGAAGGUGAGGUGUCUCAAUUUGCACAAGAGUAUGGGAUAAUGGUUACCUUUUCCACACCUUAUUACGCACAAGGUAACGGCCAACGCAUUGGCAAGGCCAAGAUAUGCUUUGGUGAUCUUGUCGGCCCGGGUACAGAUGAGAAAACGACAGAUCCAGGACAACAGAAAAGCAAUGUACUCUUGCUUGGUCACCGGGCCACUUUGUUUCCGGCAGUGAGUCAAAUAGGAGGUGUAGCUGGCAUUCCUUGUGAGAUUCAGAUCCCAACCAAUCCGGGAGCAAUCAGAGCUACCAUUGAUCUCUUCACCAGACGACUUCAGGCCGAGUAG